UGAGAGCGGGGACUGGGGCUGUGAGAGGGAGAGGCUGGUCUAGCUGGACCCAAGUGCGUGAGGCUGGCCCGGGGAAAGGGAUGCGAGUCGACAAGUCGACAAGGGAUGAGAGAGACGCGGCCUGGGGUGGGCCGGAGGCAUUCUCAGGACGCCUUGGCAAGGUCUGUGGCUUGUUGACCGACUGCCGACGUCUCCCUGAGUGACCGGGCCGGAGGGAAGACAGCAAAGCUGGAACUUGGCAGCCGCCGCCGUGGAGCUGUGCUCGAAGCCCACGGACUCGCAGCACCGGCCCGCACCGGCCCGCACCGGCCUCGUUCUCAGGAGACCCCCCCCCCCCACUGCCGCCCCUCGAGCUUCUCCGCUUCACCAACUCCUGUAACUCUUCCCUAGCCCACCUCAGUUUAGAAGCCCAAGUCGGCUCCCCCGGUGCGCGACCUUCCCCGUCUGUCGCUCCCGAACUCUCGCCGAGUUCUUACUUCGUUCGGGAGGCGCGAGCAGGAGACCCAGUGUUCGGCACUUGACUUCGGUUCGGGUUGGAAAUUUGUAGUGUGGUGUUCCAGGGGCGGGGCAGACACCGGGAGCUUCUGGAAGGACAGCGGCGGUUCUAGGGGAGAUUAGCCGGCGCUCGCUGCACAGAGGCUUUUUGUUGUCUUCAGCCAAACGUUGGCUUACCUUUAGAGUCCGCCAACGUUUUGAUCUGGGGCGCUAAAUACGAUGAUUUACCUGAGGUGGGAGCGAAGCGGACAGAUUUUUCUGUUCUCUGCAACUUCCUGGGGAUACUCUAAACAUCUACUCUAGAAAUGCAGUUUUUUAAGGUCAUUUUCUCCUUCCUUAUUGAUUUGCUGUCCUGAAAAGGUACUGUCUCAGAAGGCCACUUGGAACAUAUGGGAAGUCAGGCCGGCUCUGGCAAGAUUUAAAUAUGAAAAGAUACUCUCCUCUGAUAGCGCCAUUUCCCUUGACUCUAGGAUAAAACCCCUUUUACCGAGCGACUCAUCUGCAGGUGUUUCUCUAAGGGCAUGCAAAGAUAGUGUACUUAAAUCCUGGAACCCAGACACUGCUGUUAAGGAUGGCCAAACCCACUCGGAGAGGCAAUGGCACAAACUCUGAAAGCUUACGACAGCGCUUCAGAAGAUUCCAUUACCAGGAUGUGGCUGGGCCCCGGGAGGCUUUCAGCCAACUAUGGGAACUUUGCUGUGGGUGGCUAAGGCCGGAGGUGCGGACCAAGGAGCAGAUUGUAGAAUUGUUGGUGCUAGAGCAAUUCCUGACUGUGCUACCUGUGGAGAUCCAGGACUGGGUACGGAAGCAAUGUCCAGAAAAUGGAGAGGAGGCGGUGACACUGGUGGAAGAUUUAGAAAGAAAGCCUGGAAGAGCUGAACCUUCGGUCACAGUCUCUGUGAAGGGGCAGGAAAUGCACUCGAAGAAGAUGACACCCCUGAAAUCAUCACAGGAGUUAUUAAGUGUUCUGCAGGAGUCAGUGGAACCCCAGCCCAAGGGUGUAUCCAAGAAAGAGAGGGCAAGAAGGCCAGCCCUGAGACUACAGGAACAGAUGAACCCAAAGGAGAAUCUCAAACCUUUUCAAAGGAGCGGAUUUCCAUUUCCUAAACCCAAUGUGGUGUCCAGGUUGGAUCAAGGAGAGCCAUGGAUCUCAGAUCUGCUUAGCUCCAAGGAGAAGGAUGUCCCAAAAGGCAACAGUACAGGAACCAGUCUAUUACCAUCCAAGAGAGAGAAAACCGGCUGGGUGGAACAGGGUCACUGGGUAUUUGAUGAUGAGAAGGUGGUGGGUGUGCACUGGGGCUACAAAGAGACUAGAACACUCCUUGCAAUUCUCAGUCAGACCGAAUUUUAUGAAGCACUCCGAAACUGUCACAGGAACAGCCAAGUGUAUGGGGCUGUAGCUGGGAGGCUUCGUGAGUAUGGUUUCCUCCGGACCCUUGAACAGUGUCGGACCAAGUUCAAAGGCCUUCGGAAGAGCUACAGGAAGGUCAAGAGUGGUCAUCCACCUGACACCUGCCCCUUCUUUGAAGAGAUGGAAGCCCUGAUGGGUGCCCAGGUCAUUUCAUUGCCCAUUAAUGGCCUGGAAGAGGCAGCCUCCCAAUCAGCCCAGGCAGGCAGUGAUGCUGAGACGGAGGAGCCCGGGCAGAGGGACUGGCAGCAUGAAGAUGGAGAGGAGGCUAUAGCUGAAAGGUCAGACAGUGAUGACCUGGAGGCAACCCCCCAGGACCCUGGCAACCCACCUGCAUCUGUCCUGUUCCGAAGCCCAAGUGGUGUGCAUUGGGGCUAUGAAGAAACCAAGACUUACCUUGCAAUUCUUAGUGAGACUCAGUUCUAUGAAGCCCUCCAAAACUGUCACCGCAACAGCCAGUUAUAUGGAAGAGUUGCUGAGAGACUGUGGGAAUAUGGCUUCCUUAGAACCCCAGAGCAAUGUCGUACCAAAUUUAAAAGCCUACAAACCAGCUAUCGGAAAGUCAAGAAUGGCCAAGCACUAGAAACCUGCCCCUUCUUUGAAGAAAUGGAUGCUUUAGUGAGUGCCCAAGUUGCUGCCCCACCUAGUGAUGACCAGGAAAAAGAAACAGUUUCUUGCUGCCUCCAGAGAACCAGUGAGGCUGAACCUGAGAAGCAGGAUGAGGACACAGAAGAUUAUUCAGAUGAUGAAGAUGAUACUGAGAUACCUCCAGAGGCUGUUAGAAUCCGUGCCCCAGUCUUAUUCCAGAGCCCCAGUGGUUUUGAGGCUGGAUUUGAUAAUGAAGAAAAUUCAAAACGGGAUAUUUCUGAGGAAGUACAGCUGCAUAGAACAUUACUUGCAAGGUCUGAAAGGAAAAUUUCCCGUCAUGUUAAUCAAAGUAAAGCUACUAAGAAUGAAUGCUCAUCAGAAAAGUGGGAAAAGACUCAAAGAGAGAAACAAAGACAACCGGCAUUCCCAGAGAAGAGUAUAGGAAAAGUCCUGACCUAUCAGAGGCCAGACUUGGAAGACAGACCUUAUAAAUAUGUCAAAUAUGGCAAAAGCUUUGGCUCAAACUCCCAUCUCAGGUAUCAGGUCUCCCAUGAGGUAGAGAACCCAUAUAAAUGUGCUGACUGUGGGAAAAGCUUCAGUCGGAGUGCACGCCUCAUCAGACACCGAAGAAUCCACACUGGGGAAAAACCAUAUAAGUGUCCUGACUGUGGGAAAGGUUUCCGUGACAGUUCCAAUUUCAUUACCCAUCGGAGAAUCCACACAGGAGAAAAACCGUAUCAGUGUGGUGAAUGUGGAAAAUGCUUUAAUCAGAGCUCAAGCCUUAUAAUUCACCAGAGAACCCACACAGGAGAAAAACCUUAUCAGUGUGAAGAGUGUGGGAAAAGCUUCAAUAACAGUUCUCAUUUCAAUGCACACAGGAGGAUACACACAGGAGAGAGACCCCAUGUGUGUCCUGACUGUGGUAAGAGUUUUAGUAAGAGUUCUGACUUACGUGCACAUCACAGAACCCACACAGGAGAGAAACCUUAUGGGUGCCAUGACUGUGGCAAGUGCUUCAGUAAGAGCUCUGCCCUUAGUAAACACCGAGAGAUUCAUACUCGAGAAAAGCUGCUGUCAUAGUCAGCGCUUAAGCGAGCUCCUGAGGAAGGGCUUCGGCCUUUCCUGCUUUGUGCCUAGCUGGCACAAAGGAUUUUUUGCCACUUUUAUUUCUUUUGCUUCCCAGAUCUAGAUAAGGCCAAUGCCACCGGCUUCAAGAUUAAAAAGUAGAUUUUGGUCUGAUCUGAUGGUACUACCUCUCCCCUCUCAGUGCCUGUGUUGUUCCCUGAGAGAGUGGUAGUAUAUGCUGUGGAUCUCACCUAUAUCCUUCACUCACACCGUCAUUCAGUGCACGUCAAUUGGAAAACCUGUUUCAGCGGUUUUUCAAGAAGCUGUGAGGCUUGGGCCAUUUCACUCACUUAAACCUGUGUAUACUCUUCAUUUAUCUUUAAAGAGUUUAAAGUCCAUCUUGGUGCUAUCUUUUCCUAAGAAUCUGGAGCUGGGGAUCUAACUCAGUGGUAGAGCACUUGCCUAGUAUGCACAAGGCCCUGGGUUCAAA
Molecule: messenger RNA, 4046 nt
Organism: Mus pahari (shrew mouse)
Lineage: Eukaryota; Metazoa; Chordata; Mammalia; Rodentia; Muridae
Gene: Zscan29
Product: zinc finger and SCAN domain containing 29
Exons: 5
Coding region: 1067-3571 (834 amino acids)
Biological process (GO): regulation of transcription by RNA polymerase II
Molecular function (GO): RNA polymerase II cis-regulatory region sequence-specific DNA binding; DNA-binding transcription factor activity, RNA polymerase II-specific
Source: RefSeq, a predicted model, not a curated record